AUGUGGUUUUCGUCCUCCGAGAAAGAGAAGGAACGGCAGUGCUUGUCUUCUCGUUUUGUCAGCUCGCGCGGAGGAGAAGCAGGCCUCUUCGAGCUCCCCUCAACGUCGGCGCGUCACCCGCCGAGCGAGACCCCCACAUACCGGAAGGCUCGGAGGCGAGGUUGUUGGAGAAGAAAGGUUGAGCCCCUCCGCCUCCGCUGGUUGCUUCCAUCGCCCCCACGCCGACGCGACGCCCCUCCGCCGGUUGUCUCCGUCGGCAUCGAAGUCCGUCGCCCCCGACUCCGACGCCCACGCCUCGGCCUCCGCCUACGCGCCCGACGCCAACGCCGACGCCGACGCCCUUCGCUUCCCUCUUGCGACCUCCACUCCGCUCUCUCCCUCUUUCCUCUGCGGAGCGCCCUUACUGGCCAACCCUGCGAGCAACCUCUCUCCGAGUCUCCGUCUCCUUCGCGGCCAGGAUGGGAGAAGGCUGAAAAUGAAGUCUUGGUGCUAAAGAAACAACUGGAGGCUGCAACACAAAGGAACUCGACACUAGAAGAUCGAAUCAGUCAUCUUGAUGGAGCACUUAAGGAAUGUGUGAGGCAGCUCAGACAGGUGAGGGAAGAGCAAGAGCAGAAGAUCCCAGAAGCUGUGGUCAAGAAAACUCGUGAGUGGGAAUCAACAAAGGCCGAGCUUGAGACUAAGCUUUCCAAUGUCCAUGCCCAGCUUCAAGCAGCCAAGAGUGAAGCUUCUUCAGUUAUAUGUUCUGAUCUCGGCCCUAAGCUUGAUGCUGCUGAAAAAGAGAAUGUGGCCCUCAAAGCCAAAGUCCUUUCUAUGUCGGAUGAGCUAGAACUUAGGAUUAUUGAGCGUGAUUUGAGCACCCAAGCAGCAGAAACAGCCGGCAAACGGCAUUUAGAGAGCAUAAAGAAGGUAGCUAGGCUGGAAGCUGAAUGCCGCAGACUCAGAGCCAUGUCUCGGAAAGCAAGUGCGACAAACGAUCUUAAGAAUUUGAUUAUUCAACUAGCUGAGGCAGGACGAUGAAAUGAGUGAGGUGAGAUAGGAAGAGUGUCUACUUUGAUUUUUUGCCUUGUGAAUAAACAACCACCAUUGUAAAUGCA
Messenger RNA from Eucalyptus grandis, 1097 nucleotides. RefSeq names its product filament-like plant protein 3. NCBI's taxonomy places the organism in Eukaryota, Viridiplantae, Streptophyta, Magnoliopsida, Myrtales, Myrtaceae. The record is from RefSeq and is a predicted model, not a curated record. The coding region runs from base 1 to 1020 and encodes 339 amino acids. The transcript is spliced from 3 exons.